CAGUGCAGAGGCAAACAGACACUCAACCUGGGAAGAAGUUUUUCCUUGAUAGUAUUUAAACCCAGGUAAAAUAGAAAUCUACAAUUAUUCAUUGUUUUUUGAGGAGAGAGACAUGGCUGACAAGGAGAAAGAGAGAAGAUACCUUCAGAAGAGAAGAGCGUCUGGAGGAGAUGAAUGUGGAGUUAUACAAAAGGUUUCAGGAAACAGCUAUGAAACCCGUUUCAAAGACAAAGAAGGUACGCUCUCUGCACUGACUUCAAACCAGGAAAGGGUUUUGCAGACAAAGGAUCACACCAUCUCUCUUCCCGGUGGUGAAGUUCGACUGACUGUAAGUUCGAUUAACCCAACAGAGACUCCAGAUCAACCAAAGGCCAGUCAUUCACAGAUUUUCACAAAAACAAACUCGAAAAGUCUUGAGAAGAUUUACCAUUUGGAUGUUUUCCUCCUGCGCUACAUGACAGACAAUCCCAAAGCUUUCACAUAUCUACAAAAACAACUCUCUUCAAUCAGCUGCGAGGUGGACUUGAACUGUGAGGAAGAGAAGGCUGUGGUGAGGGGAGAUGUGGAGAGGGGCUCUGGAGGAGCCUUCAGAGGUGAUACAGAGAAAUGGGAGCAGCAAGUGAACCAGAUCAUCGUCACCAUCACCGAGGAGUAUGACUGCUAUCAUGUAGUCGAGGCAAAGCAAGUCCAGGUGUUACUGCAGGAUCUGUCCUUUGUGAAUGAAGACAUCAAGGUGUACAGAGAGAGCGGAUAUCCUGUGAUUGUGGGGAAAGCAGGGGCUGUGAAAGAGAGGGUCGCAAUCCUGACAAAGAGCCUGCCGAUCCGAAAGGAAAAGCCAAUCACAGAGAAUCAGCUAAAACUGAUAGAACAUGAGUUCUGUCAUGAAUUGCGUGCACACUAUCCAGAUGUUCAGCUCAGCAGAGGUAAAGGCAUCAUCGUCCUGGAAGGCCUGGAAGAUGAGGUGCAGUCUGGAGCCACAAAGCUCGAUGAACUCAUUGGCCAAAUCAAAGAAAGGAAUAUUCAAUUCCCAACACCUUUACUGAACUUCAUCAAUUUGAGUGGCGCCAUUUCCAAAUACCAAGCUCGCUUCUUUAGAAAUCCCGUCUCCAUAGAGAUGAGGCCGGACCUGGUUCUGUCCAGCCUGUCCGCUGAUGCUUUGGACGAGGUCCAGGAAGCGCUGGUGAAAGAUCUGACUGUGUCCACCAUCCAGCUGGAGGGAGCUGCAGCAGUUUCUCCACAUCUGGACAAACUGAAAGACAUCCUGAAUCAAGCCCAGAGCAAAGCAAACCGUGACGAGCUCAGAGUGGACGUCAGCUUCAUCCCGGGAAUCAAUGGAGCCAAAAAAGUACGACUUGUGGGCUACAGUGCAAAUGUGCUUCAGUUUAAAGACUUUAUUCAAAACUAUCAGCUGAACCAAGUGAUGAGUCAAGAUACAGUGAACCUGUCAAAUCCUGAAUUCGCUGAAUGCUUCGAUAAAAUCUUAGAUCUGACUGGUAUCAAGUCACCCAACGUGACUUUUAAAGUUUCUCCUUUACCAAAUCCUUGUGUGAUCCUGUCUGGUCCCCAUUGCAAAGUUCAAGAAGCCAAGCAGGCUUUACUUUCAGCUUUGGCCUCUUUGACGUCAGACACGUUGGUUCUGGAAGGCUCAGGAGCUCAGCGAUACUAUCAGACAACUGGUAAAGACAGCAACGAGCUGGUUGAGCACUCCUUCCGGAUUAUUAUCAGGGAACAGCGAUCUGUUGGUGGUACUGCUACCACUCACAAUGUGAGUUCUCCAAUCAACAAAGCCAAUGUAGCCAUCAAGCUUGGUUCUUUGGAAGAUGAGCAGGUGAAUGUUCUGGUCGUCCCCAUGGUCAACAUACGGCUGACUUCCACAAAGAUUGGCAACUGCCUUCUGAAGAAAGCUGGGAACGCACUGAAAUCAAAAUUCGACUCUCUGGCAUUGAACUGCAGACUCGCUCCUGGAGACAUUCUACAGGUUGACGGUCCUCCAUCGCUGGGCUGCUCAAAGAUCUUCUUCAUUGAGUGUUUACCUUGGGAUGGAGUUGGAGGCAUGAGUGUCCAGGCUCUUGGAAGAGGACUCAGACAGUGCUUGGAUCUAUGUACUCUGCAAGGCUUGAGUUCGUUAGCGUUUCCCAUUAUUGGGCCUGGAAUACUGUUAAAAUAUCCACUGGACACAGCCCUCGAAGUGCUCACUGAAGCUUUGUAUGGGUUUGGAUCAUCUGUGUCGUCCAGUUCGCUCUCCACCAUCAACAUCAUCAUCAAACCCCAGGACUCGGAGGAUGUAUUGUUCUUGACAUUUGAAGAGCAUCUCCAGCAAAUUUUUCCACACAGUGUGAUGCAUUCAGAGUCAUUUCUUCAGCAUAGAGAUGUGCAGAGAGAGCAACCCCCUGAGUUCAUUCCAGGCCACUCUUCUAGCAGUUUCACUGGAGAACAGUGCGUUUUCCUCUUCCUGGGUCUUUGCAGAAAGGAUGUUGACGAUGCCAUGAAUAAAGUGAAAGACCUCUAUCAGGCUCACUGCUCCACAAAAACCUUCCCCAAGAAGGACCUGGAGUACCUGACCGAGGCGGAUGUGACGGCUCUGCAGGAGCUGUUGAAGACCGAGGCUCUCCAUGUUCAGGAGGAUGAUCAGGGCGGUUUGACGGUGAGCGGGUUAAAAGUUGGAGUCAAUAAGGUGGUGCAGAUGCUUGAAACCACCAUUCCUCUUCGGAGAGAAAUGAAAUUAAAGGAGGAGGAAAAUCUCUACGCUCUCGUGACUUGGUGCAUCUUGGACCUUUAUGGUCAAUGGGAGGAACUCCCGAAAGCGGCACGCCAUGCCCUGGAAAGGGGAGACGUUGCAAAAGGCAUUGUGGAUAAACAGGGACACCAAUGGAGCAUGGAUCUGCAGAGGAUGGAGGCCACAAGAAAUGGAAGAACAACAAUGCUGAAACGACUGGAGAAUCGGGCAGACCUCAUACUUCCUUUGUAUUGGGACAACAUGAGCACGGGGGAAAACCUGAAAGUGGUGCCACUGCAGCCAAGUUCAACAGAGUACCGCACCGUGCUUUAUUCCUUCAAACGAACUGCCAACAACACUGUGAUAAAGAUUGAGCGCCUGCAGAACGUUCACCUGCGUCGCACCUAUCGAGUACAAAAACAGUACGUUUCUGAAAAGAACAAAGGACAAGGAACCAUAGAGAGGAGGUUGUUCCACGGGACGAGUCCAGAAACCUGUGGCUCCAUCAUGAAUCACGGUUUCAACAGGAGCUUCUCUGGAAAAAAUGGUACUGCCCUUGGUCAUGGAACCUACUUCGCUGUGAAUGCCAGUUACUCAGUUUCCUUUGCAAGUCCAGGAGCUGAUGGCUCUCAGACCAUGUUUCUGGCCCGGGUGCUGACGGGUUGCUACACUCAGGGAAACAGCAGCAUGAGAUGCCCUCCGUCUCGAAGCAGCCACGACCUUUAUGACUCUGUUGUUGACAGAACAGACAAUCCCAGCAUGUUUGUUGUAUUCAACGAUAACCAGGCCUAUCCCGACUAUCUCAUUACUUUUACUAGUUCCUCAUAAUGGAGAUAACACCGGUUUAAAUGUAAUACAUUUGAAACAGACUGAUCAACAAGAAGUCAGAAUUGUUAAUGAAAUGAUUUACUUUGAAUAUGUAAAGAUGGUUUGAAACCUUUUUCACUGUAACAUUAGUUAUCCUGUCAUGUACUUGCAUUAUUUUGAAGUUUGAUGUCAUGUUGAUCUGACAAAAAGUAUUUUUCAUAUUUUGUGUAACUUUGAAAUAAUUCAAUUUGAUGUGGAGCCUACAGAAUGACUUUGUAAAGUAUAAAACCUCAUUGGGAGUUAUGCUGUUGAUAAUUCAUGUACAAUGGAUGUGAAUGUUUUAGUAAAUGUAGAGGACAGAAACACUUCGAUCCGAGCUGAGAGAUCAGUGGUGCUGGAGUGAAAACGAGCAAACUUUUGAAAUGUCCUGAGCAUGAAAACUGGACUGUGAUAGUAAAUAUGCAUCAACAUGCAGGAAAACUGCAAAAUACCACAAACUGAAGACAUGAUUUUAUGACAUUUUGCUACAUUUUGUAUCAUUAAAAAUGUCAGUGUCAAAAUUGUACCUAUUUUUUAUGUGGUUUGUAAAUUCUAAAAAGUAUGAUAAUAAAUUCAGCGCAAACCUUUUUAUAAUGCACUUCAGUCUCUUUGCACUGAAACAAAGUAAACCAAAGCCGCAACUGAAGGAUUUUUUUUUCUGUAUUUUAUAUCAGAAAACACAACUGUAACAAUGUGCUGUCGUACUCUUAACAAAAAUAAAUGUGUAUAGUCAUGAUAUUCAGGUAGGAUUUCAUAAGUUUAAGCUGAUAUUUAUUGAAAUGCUUGGUUACAUUUCCUGUUUUGUCUUUAUUGAAUAUGGCCAAGGAAAACUAAAGGACCAAGCAAAGAUAAUUAUGAUAGAAAAUACAGAGCAACAGAAGCCUGAUGAACAUGCACUGAGACCUGUUACAAUGUUUUAUGAACAGUUUUUAGUCUCAUCAUGACAUCUAGAGGCAUUAUGUGGUAUUACUGCAGAUUAAUCAGUUCUUUCAUUGAUAGUUUUGGUAUUUUUAUUUAUUUAUUUUUUUUACAGAAUUAUCAUUCUGUCGUGACUGUGGGAGCCGCUGGGGGCUGCUGUACCAGUGACUGUGUCUGGCUUUCGGGAAGCAGGACUGCUUUGGGCCAGGUUCGGGGCUGUUCUGUGUGUUUUGUGGUGUUUAUUUGUGUUCUGUUUUGUUAUGAUUGUGUUUUGCUUACUGUUUGUGUGCUGUUGCCACAUUUUCUUUUACUUUUGUGUUCAUGUUUUGAGCACCGUGUG
This is a messenger RNA of Salarias fasciatus (jewelled blenny), 4820 nucleotides long. RefSeq names its product protein mono-ADP-ribosyltransferase PARP14-like. The record is from RefSeq and is a predicted model, not a curated record. The transcript has 9 exons. Gene Ontology annotation, cellular component: cytoplasm; nucleus. The coding region runs from base 113 to 3544 and encodes 1143 amino acids. Gene Ontology annotation, molecular function: NAD+ poly-ADP-ribosyltransferase activity; transcription corepressor activity. Gene Ontology annotation, biological process: negative regulation of gene expression; protein poly-ADP-ribosylation. NCBI's taxonomy places the organism in Eukaryota, Metazoa, Chordata, Actinopteri, Blenniiformes, Blenniidae.